AUAUUAUAAAACUUUGCAUUGAGAAGACCUACACUCGAGAAUCGAGAAUCACUUCAAAAAUAUUAUAGAUUUUGUGUUUUAUAUUGGAGGAUCGUCAACAAGACGUUUUCAUUUUAGUGUUAAUUAUUCAAGUGAAAACAGUAUAAUAAAAAGCGGACACCGGGAAAUUGUUUAUUUUUCCGGGUGAAUUGUUGUUCGGUUUUCGAACUUUUUUUUUGUGCGCUCAGUGAAAUCAAACAAAACGUAAAAAAGAAAGCGGCUUAACUUAAGUUAACGUUUUUGCCUUUGUUAUAAAAAGUUCCUGCACUCUUCAUUUUUACUACACACCACCCAACUGAAAAGGAGACACAAUUCUUAGAAAAAACUAAACUAACUUCUUUUUUUUAACAAAUACUUGAACUUUGAACAUUUCAAAAGCUGAUAACAAGAACGUGGCGGAUAUUAUUAAUAUUUUUAUCGAAUUUUAAUUUGAUUGACAAACUGAAUUCUAAGAAUUAUUUUUUUGUGUCUUAAUAUUCUCAUUAUGGAUUUGCUGUUGGGAAUUUAAAAGACGCUCAGCACUUUGUCAACACACGAAUCUCUAACAACCAACAUUUCAUUAUUUGAGAACUUCGAACAAUUAUCUACACAGUCAAGAUGGCCCUUAGCAACAUCUCAGAAAAUGCCUCAAAUGGCUCAUGGCGUGAAGUUUCACGAUCCGGGCGAACCGAGCAUCAACACCCGAUCGUCAAUCCGUUAUUCUCCAAACGAUUUGAACGUAAAGGUAAAUGUAUGCGCGGAUUUGCCAGGAUUGAUCUUACACAAGAAUCGCAAUCAGAUAACGAAUCCACAAACUCAUCUUCAAGCUCAUCGCAAUCUGGUGACAACGAAGAAUUAUCAGGUACUCAACGAGAAGAAUCUCCAAGUCCAAGAGGACGAAAAUUCGAGCGAAAAUCGCAUGGUCAUAAACACAAGCGGCAUCACUCGAAAUCUUGCGAGAAAAAGAGACAUCACUCAAAAGAGCGUCUUUCCAAGUCAAAGCAUUUGCCAAAAGCAAUUAUUAUACUCGAAUCAGCUAUCAGAAAAUCACAUAAGCACGGGCGACACAGCCAUCAUUUUAAAAAGUGGUCCAAGCAUCACAACCAAGGGGAAGAAUUCCCAGCAAUUUUCAAGAAAGGAAAACAUCAUCACCACUUCCAUAAGUGGUUCAAACAUCAUAAAAACGAAGACCUCGCCACAGCCAUCUUUGAGAAUGGAAUGGGAGGAUUUUCAAAAUUUGGACGAAUGGGUCACAAGCAUGGCCCAAGAAAGCAUCAUGGUGGAGCAACCAGUCACACAGGACAUUCUAUUCGGUGGUGUAGAUGAAUUACUCGUUGAAGAUGAGACUCAAAUCAAUAGUAAUGAGUCUGUUGUUCAACGUCCAAUGAGCAACACAUCAACGAUUUUAUCGUCGAUACAUGAGGAACAAAAUUUUGAUGAUGGAAUGAUGUGGCCAUCUGAUACAUACACCAUCGGAGGUUCACCACCAGUUUUUGAAAACAUCAUUACACAGCAAAAUAUUUACACCACUACAAAUAAAAGUGACGAUUUAUUAGAAAAUGAACUAAGUAUCAUAAAUAAUGAUAAUAAUAUAUUACUGGUGAAAGGGAUUAAUUCGUCUAAUUAUUCUAAGAGUUUAGAUCAUAUUUAUGAAGAUAUAAGUGAAACAAGUCUAGAAUAUAAUAAUAAUAGUCAUUUAGAUUGGAAUAAGGUUGGAUUGAAAUCAGAUAACAAUAAUGUUAUGUUCUCCCCACCACACUUACAACAUACACCAACACCAACACCAUCCCCACUCUUCAAUCAAACGUCAACGUCCAAAAAUGUUUACAUGAACACUAUGUGUUCAUCGUCGUCUUCUUCUUCCACAGCUUCCUCGCCAUCCUUGCCUACAACAUCAACAACGGCAACGGUUCUAACACCAUUGAGCAAUGUCAUACUUCCUACGAAAAACAUAAUGGCUUCACAUAAUAAAUUAUCAACUUUACAAUUGGAUUUAAUUCCACAGACAUUAUCACAGAAAGAAAUUAUCGAUACUCCGGAUGUUAUCAAUACGAUUUUGGCAUGUAGAGCAGAUGAAUUUGAUUUAAUGGCCUACAUUAAUGAUGACACCGUCGACACAGUCAUAUCUACAGAUGUUCCAGAAGUAAUCAAAAAAGAAAUCACGUCAACAAUCUUAUCAAAUAAACCACAGAAACGACCCUAUACCCCAAUAAGUACAAAUAGUAACGAUUCCAGUGAUUCUAUGCCAGUACAAAAAAAAUCAAAAACUUCAACAUCAUACGAAAACACAACUGUACCUGUAGCAAGACGUGGUCGACCGCCAAAAUCACGAACAAAUUCCAUCUCAUCCGAAGACACCGAUAGUUCAAAAUAUCGAGAACUACGUGAUAAAAAUAAUGAAGCAUCUCGACGUUCAAGAAUCAAUCGUAAAGUACGUGAAGCAAAUAUGGAAAAAGAAGCAAACGAAUUAGAACGACAAAAUAUUCGUUUAACAGCACAAGUGAAAGAAUUAGAUCGUUUAGUAUCACGAAUGCGUGACGCAUUAUUAACCACAGUUUUAAAAAAUAAAAGCGCGUAAACUCUUGUCCAACAUCGUUGUUCCCAACCUUAUAAAAAAUAAAA
Messenger RNA from Chrysoperla carnea, 2640 nucleotides. RefSeq lists its product as uncharacterized. Gene Ontology annotation, biological process: regulation of transcription by RNA polymerase II; DNA-templated transcription. NCBI's taxonomy places the organism in Eukaryota, Metazoa, Arthropoda, Insecta, Neuroptera, Chrysopidae. The record is from RefSeq and is a predicted model, not a curated record. The transcript has 6 exons. Gene Ontology annotation, molecular function: RNA polymerase II cis-regulatory region sequence-specific DNA binding; DNA-binding transcription factor activity, RNA polymerase II-specific. The coding region runs from base 662 to 2596 and encodes 644 amino acids.